Molecule: messenger RNA, 822 nt
Organism: Chelonoidis abingdonii (Abingdon island giant tortoise)
Lineage: Eukaryota; Metazoa; Chordata; Testudines; Testudinidae
Source: RefSeq, a predicted model, not a curated record
ACCUUGGGCACUGAGAACAAGUUACCUAGCCAGGUGGUGGUCAUCUUCUCCGAUCCAUCCAGGUUCUCGAUCUGGGACCGUGGAGGAACAGGAAACUUCUUCAGAGGUUCUGGAUUGUGUCACAUGACUAAUACAAAAGACCCUGAGAGAGCCAUGGAUGCUUUACCAGUGACCUCCAACUCUGCUGCAGGCCCUGUUACUUUCUCACAGGUCUUUGGCCAGCAAUGUCAACUUAUGGAAGCAGCCGUGCAGUCUAUGCAUACCCUGAAUGACCAGCUCUCGCAUUUUAUCAUGAACAAGUCAAAAAUGCUGGAUGAGGACAAAGAUGCUUUCUUGCCCAGUGAAAAAGAGUCUCUGAAAAAUUCCAUGAUGCUGAUGAGACAUCUCUUAAUGGAUGCACAGGCCAAAAUCCUGAACAUGAUGGAAGACAAUAAGCAGCUGGCCCUCCGGAUCGAUGGAGCUAUCCAGUCUGCCAGCCAGGAGAUGACUAACCUGCGAGCCGAGCUGACAGCCACCAACCGGAGACUGGCCGAGCUGGGCAGCAGCUCCCCGACCCCCUCGAUCAUGGAGAACAACCAGCACAACGCGCAAGUGCUGUUACGAGAAGAAGUGACCCAGCUUCAGGAGGAGGUUCACCUGCUCCGACAAAUGAAGGAAAUGCUAACGAAAGAUCUGGAGGAGACACAUGGCAGCAAGUCAACGGAGGUUCUCUCCGCCACUGAGCUCAAACUCCAGCUGGCACAGAAAGAGCAGGAGCUAGCGCGAGCCAAAGAAGCCCUACAGGGUAAGAGUUAAACCUUCCUGUUGUCUUUGUGCCCAGGU